GAGACGAAGGGGGUAUAGGUCUUCUUCCUAAAAAUAUAUAUAUAUUUCCUCCAUUGUUUUUAUUGCCGCCACUGCCGCUUGUCCGCCACUGCCGCCUGCGUGCAGCAGUGCCCGUCACAUGAUCCAGUGACGUCACUGCGGUGCCGAAGCAUCUGGCCGUUGCAGCAACGGUGUUCCGACACUGUAGCAUUCGCCAGUGCUAUGUUCUGAGCUCCGUACCGCCCCGGUGGUACUUCUCCUAGCGAUAAACUUUCUUCUCCGGCCGCCCUAAGCAUGGCGACCGGUGCCCCUCCGGGCUGUUACCUCCUUCUUGUUCUGGCGCAGCCUUGCGCCGAAGAGCAUAAGGAGCAUAUUUUAAGAAAAGUGGAAGAAGGGCUUCUCUCAUGGGACGUUAAACACACCAGAUGUGAUUUAGAAGGAAUUGACGUUGUUUGCUCGCAGAUUCAGUCCUCAAAAGAACCAGAAAGUGAAUUGCUGAUUCAGCAUUCAACUGAGAAUCUUGCCGUAGAAGUUUUACUAAACCCUCACGUCAGCACAUUGAAGCAAUGCCUGAAAAAUUUGCUGGCAGCCAACGUAGGCCACAAACAUGUGAUUCAUGCCGGAUAUGCUUUCACAGGAUCCGGAUCCUGGAUUUUACAGGAUGGAAAUUUUUCUUAUCAAAACUUAAUGGACACUUUACAAGAUGUAGACGUUCAAAAAGCGUUACGGCUACAUCCAGGAUGUACUAUUCACAUACAUUGCAUCCCAGAAGGACCUUGGGCUCAACCGGAAGAAAGAACUUCAUCCGACAUUCCAGAAUCUCUUUAUAUUAAUCCUGCCAAAAAUGUGUCUGUUGUUCCUGGUUCAACCCAUCUUAUACAAUGUUUAGAUUCUGUGUUAAGGUUCCAACCCCUGACGGAGAUGAUGAAAUCAUCCCCCGUAGUAGGAAAUAUUAGAUUUAAUAGGCCAACCUUGUAUGUAUUCCCUGGAGGACAAGGAGAUUGUGCUCUCUUUGGAGUAAGUGGAUUCACCAUGCUUAUCGAUGGUGGAUUCAAUCGAAAACCUUGUUUCUGGGAAUUCAUUCGCCACCUCGAUAGGCUGGAUGCCAUUAUGAUAACGCGCCUUAACGAGAACAAUGUGUGUGGAAUUACGAACGUCAUUCGUCGAAAAAGAGAAGGCAAACGAGUUUAUCCUCAAGUAGGUUACGUUUUUUGUAAUGUUGCUGAAGGAAAGAGUCCGACAAGUCCAGGCUCUUCUGGGCAAGACAGAGAUCCUUUACUAGUAAGUGUUAUAAAAGAAGGACGUGAAUUUAGUGAAAAUCUUCAUCAAUUGGGAUUAAAGCCUCAUAGAUGUCUUCGGGAUAGUUUAGCUGAACCCCUAACGCUUUUCCAUAAAGUUGGACAUGGGACUCUAGAAAUGCAUGUUCUAAGUCCACCAAAAGAUAGCAAAGAAAUGAAAUUAUUUUUCCAACAAUGGACUUCCUAUAAAGAACAUUUUACCUCAAAAAAGUAUACUGACGAUGGAGAAAUGCCUAUUCCUUUAUCACAUGCCAUGUCAAUAUGUGCUUUAUUGAUAUGGAAACCAUCUGAUCCCUCAGAUACAAUUACAAGAGUUCUUUUACCUGGAAGUGCGCCACAAAGUAAAAUUUUUGAGGGUUUAGAACACUUAAGUCACUUAGAAGAACUUAAAUAUAAAACUUGUAGUCAAAUGUCAUUAGGAAUUAAAUAUGAAGAAAGGGUCAAAAUUAAAACUACAAAGAAACAUGUUGUUAAAUCUUCCAUCAAGCAUAAAGCAGAUUUUGUAAGACCUGCAUCACCGACGAAACUAAUUAGGGACAGUGAUGAAAUUAAAAUUGUAAGAAGGAGAGCGGAAUCACCAGUGAAGUCCAUGACAGGAUCUCCUGUUCGAAAAGUUAAGAAGAUAACAAAAAAAGUUGAAGAGAAAAAAUUCGUUGGGGUGAAAGAUGAAAUUGUUUCGAAAAAGAUUGCAUCAAAAGAAGUAAAAGCAACCAAAAAAAUUAAGAAAAGUAAUAAAGCUAAAUUGCAAAAAUUAAAAGAUACUGCUGAUAAACGGAGUUCAGAAAUUCCUGAUGUAGAAACUAUAGAAACAGCAGGAGAUACUAUACAACAGACUGAAGGUGAAGAUAUGGAAUCCUUGCUUGCCACAGAAGACGAAAUGCUGAAAAUUGAAAAAGAUUUUGAUACUCAAGCAGAAGAAAAAAUACUACUAGAAGCUGUAGAUCGCGAAAAAUCUCCUUCUAAAAUUGACGAAGCAGAUAUUAACUUAGAUGAUUCGCAAAAAGAGCACGAUGAAAAGGAAGAAAAAGCAAAGAGUGAAGAAAAAUCAAAGGAAAAAGAGACAGAGGAAGACAUUACGGAAACUGAACAGGAAGAAAAAUUGAAAGAAAAAGAGAUUGCUGAAGAUAGUAAAGAAACAGAAAAAGAAGAAGACAGAGAGAUUGUUGAUGAUACUAAAGAAGUAGAACAAGAAGAAAAAGAAAUAAAAGAAGAGAAAGUAGAAGACGGAAAAGAAAUAAAAAGUAAAGUUGAAAAGGAAACUAAAGAAGAAAUUGAGGGAAAAGAAAGUGAAGAUAAAAGUGGAGGCAUUACCUUAAUAUUGAAAAAACCAACCGAAAGUGAAUUAGAAACAAAAUCUAUAUCCGACACUACAGAAGAUGACAAAAAAUCAACAGGUGGUGAAAUGGACCAAAUAAUACCUUCUCCUUCCACAGAAGACAAAUCACCGGAAUUAGUUGAAACUGUUAAAAAAGUUUCACCUUCAGGUGAAAAGAAAUUAGAAUCUAAAACAACCGCGGAAAAAACACCGAGAAAAGUUAAAAAAUCGAGUAAAAUUUCAGCUCUUAAGUCAACAGUGUCUGCACCAAGUAAACUUCGAAAAGAACCUGAAAUUCGAAAAACAGCUCCUAAAAAAGACAAACCUUUAGAAAAAGAAAUUAAAAAAUCAGGAGUUAAAAGUGUUAAAGCAAUACCAAAAACUGUUAAAAAAGAAAUCGUUAGUGAAAGUCCACUAAAAAAAGCUGAGGUUUCAAGAACAGCUGUGAAACCUAAAGAGUUGAAAACUAUUCCCGCAAUAAAAGAAGUUAAGGCUCCUGUGACUCUUAAAAUAUCUAAAAAAGCUGAACCAAAAUUAAUAAAAUCAACUAGUGCAGCAGAUGUAAAAACCAAAGUGUCUAAGGACGUGUCGAUUAAGCGAAUAACUGAAAGCAAACUCACCGCUAAACCCUCACUGUCAGUAAAAGAGAAAGAUUCAACCACCUUACCAAAAAGUCCAGUUAAGAAACCCAAAGAAAAAAUUCCUAUAUUGUCUCCGAAGAAAAAAGCCAAGCCACUCACAAGCACGCCAGCACGACCAUCUAAACCUUCCAAGGACAAAACAAAGCCUAAGCCAGUGAAGCGACCCGGAAAAAUGAAAGACAUUACUCCGUCCGCAGAAGAAAAACUUUCACCCGAAAUCAAGGGACCAAUUGCACCGGAAGAAUCGAUUCCGUCCCAAGCUCCAGCAAAGGAAGUUGUUGAUGAAGAGAUGGCUCUAGAAGCUCCAUCCAGUCCAAAAGAAACAGAAACUCAAGAAUUACCGGAGGAAUUAGCUGCUGAAAUUCCGUCCUCACCAGUUGAUGUUGAUAAAGUCUCACUUGCAGAGUCAGAAGAUAAGAGAUCAGAAAUAGGAGAUGAAGGUAUUGUUGAAACGCCCCAUGAAGCAAAAGAGCCUGAAAUUUUCGAUGAACAAAUGGUAGUAAAGGAAAUUGAAGCUGUUGAAGCUGCUGUCGAUGAGCUCAUUGAAGGUAUGCGAACUGAAAUAGGUGAACCGAAACUUAAAAGCAAAAUUGAUCAAGAAGAUGCAAAGGUUGAAAGUCCAGUUGAAGAGCUAGCAGUUUUAACGGAAGAUAAAAUUAAAACUCCAGCUGAUAUCGGAAGCGCGGAAGAAGAAAUAUCUGCUGAAGAAAUUUCCGAGGGAAUUGAAGAAGAAAAGUCAGCAUUAGUUGAAGUUUCUAAGAAAGAUAUUUCAUGGGAAAGUCUACAAGAAUCAGUUAAAGCUUUAAUUAAUGUUGAAAUAACCUAUAUCAAGGAAAAUAUUAAAAACAAGGGAAUAAAACUAGACAAUUACGAAACAGUCAUAUUCAGAUACAUAUCAAUGGAUUUUGAAAAGCUAUGCUUGACACCUACUGUUGAAUCUAUAAGUAAAUAUGUAACAUCAAAUAAAGAAAAUAUUGUAAGAGUAAUUUCUGAACAGUAUGAAGCGGAUACAGCAGACAAAUCGGGUCUUGCAGAUGAACCAGGUGAAAAACUUGAAGAGAAAAUUUCCACAGAAGCAGAUGAAAUGACAGAGGAAGAAAUUUCUAUGAAAGCUAAAGCGAUUGACGAUAUUUCGAAAAAAACGAGUGAAGUUAAAAAAGACACAAUUGUUACUGAGCAUAAAGAAAUUGAAGGAAUAGAUAUUUCCGAAAAAGCUGAAAGUGAAGUUCCUUCAGAUGCAGAGAAACAUGAAGCAAUUUCAACAGAAUCUGAUAAAGAAAUUCCCAGUGUUGAUGCAAAAGACGAAAAAGAAAUUCCUACAGAAACUGAAAAAGCUGUCGAAACAAUUUGCAAGGAAGAUAAGGAAUUUGAGGAAGAAACUCCCGUGGAAGCUGAGGAAACUGAAAAAGAAAUUCCUACAAAAGUAGAACAUGAGAAAGAAAUUUCCACAGAUGAGGAGAAAAUUAUAAAAGAAAUUUCCACAGAAACUAAGAAAAUUGAGGAGAAAAUUACCACGAAAAUUGAAGGAGAUGAAGAAGAAAUUCUUACCAAAGAAAAAAUUCCCACAGAAGCAGCAAAAUCUGAAGAAAAACUUAUUAUGGAAGCUGAGAAAUUAGAAGAUGAAACUUCCACGGAAGCUAGGAAAACUGAAGAAGAAACUCCCAGGGAGCCUGAGACAAUUGAAAAAGAAAUCCUCACUAAAACUGAAGUUAAAGAAGAAAUAAUACAAAAAGAAGAGGUUUCCACAAAAACUGAUAAAAUUAAAGAAGAAAUUUCAAAAAUAACCGAGAAAGACGACGAAAAGAUUCCUACGGAAACCGAAGAAGAAAAAAUUUUGACAACUAUUGAAAAAGAAGAAGUUUCUACGGAUACCGAGGAACUGAAAAAGGAAGCACGUGUGGAAGCUGAAAAAGUUGAAAAACAAAUUCCCGCGGAAGCUGAGGAGGUUGAAGAAGCAGAAGAUUCUAUAGAUGAUGGUGAGGAAGAGGUCUCUAUAGAAUCUGAGAAACUAGAAAAAGAAGAAAUGUCAGUGAAAACUAAAGAAGCAAAAAUUCCUGUAGAAGAUGGUAAAGAAGACAUUUCUACAGAACCUAAAAAAAUUGAAAAACAAAUUUCCGCUGAAGAAAUUAAAGAAGAAAUUCCUGUGAUAUCUGAAAAAGUUGGAGAAGAAGAAAUAUCUAUAGAAUCCAAAAAAAUUGAAGACGUAAAACUUUUCAUAAAAGAUGAAGUAGAGACAAUUUCUUCGGAAGUUAAGAAAGCUGAAAAAGAACGUCUCGAAGAAAAGGAAAAGUUGGAACAAAAAAGACUUUCAAUUUCUGAAAAAGAAGAAGAAAUUGCUGUGUCUCCAGAACAAGUGAAAGAAAUUGCUGCGACCCCAGAAGAAGAAAAAGAAAUUAUUAUGGAUUCCACACAACAAGUGGAAACUUCAGCUACUCCUGGCGAAAGUGUUGACAUCGUACAAGAAAAAGAAAUUUUGAAAACUCCUGAAAAAGCAAAAGAAAUUUCGAAGACUCCUGAAGAAGAAACUACUAUCGUUUCAGAGCAAGAAAGUGAAAUUGCUGUAACCACAGAACAAGAAAAAGAAGUUGUUUUAACUACUGAACAAGAAAAAGAAUAUAUAUCAGAAGAAGAUUUCAAAAAAUUAAUUACUCCCGAAAUUAAGAAAGAAAUAUCUUCUAUAGCAAGAGAAAUUGAAAACCUGUCAUUAACUGAUCCCCUAGAAAUUAUUAUCAAGUUCGUUUAUUUACUUCUUCAAGAAAGAGAAAUUAUACCGGAGGCUGACUCUCUGAAAAACUACAUUAUUAAAUACAGAACUGAAAUUAUUACAAAAAUACUUAACAUCCACGGGAAAGAGCAAGAAGAAGAAGAAACUCCACAAUUUAAGAAAGACAGUUUUACUGAAUCAAUGUUUGAGACCUUGAUCACACCAGAAAUAAAAAAAGAAGUUUCCACUAUAUCAAAAGAACUAAAAAACAUUACUUUGGAUGAUCCUGAACAAGUUAUUCUUAAGAUCAUUUACAUGGUCUUAAACGAUAAAGAAAUUAUUCCUGAACCAGAGUCUUUAAUUAACUACAUAAUAAAAUACAGAACUGAAAUCAUUACACUAAUACAAGAUCAAUAUGCGGCUGGAGAAGAAGAUCAAGAGAAAAAAGAGAUAUCUCCUGAAGAUGGCAUUGAGGUAACUGAAGAUAUUAGUCCAACUCAAGAACCCGAGCCCGAAGAAACGAUAAGUGAACAGCUUAUUCACGAACAACUUACAAAGGAAUCACUGAAGAUCAUUGAUGAAUUAGUGGAAGAACACAAGUCAGGAAAUAUGUCUAAAGAAGAUUGUAAAAAUAUACUCUUAUCAAUACUGAGAGAAGAGCUCGAAAAUAAAAAAUUGCCAAUAAAUGAGGAUACAAUUAAAAUGUACAUAAAUGAAUAUAGAACAGAGUUUAUCAAAGUUUUAAGAAAAGAGUUCAUGUCAGCAGCUGAUACUAAGGUACUUGAAAAGGAAGAAAUUCCUGUCACAGUCACGCUAGAAGAAGUGUCAACUAAAAUUAUAACAGAAAACUUAACGAGUGAAUCUCGAAAAAUUUUAAAUGAGCUUAUAAAUGAACUUAAGCCAGAAAACGUAUCAAAGACAGAGUUCGAGCAAAUAAUUUUAGAAACCUUAGAAUUUGAAUUACAAAACGAAAAUUUGCCCUUAAAGAAAGACACAAUUCUAACAUAUCUCACAGAAUACAGAGUUAAAUUUGUUACAAUUUUAAAAGAAAAACAAUUAACUAUUAUAGAUGAACAAAAAGGUGCAGGAGCGUCAGAAGAACCAAUUUCAGAAGAAAUAGACAUAACAAUAGACAGUAUUGAAAAUCAAUUGACAAGUGAAUCAUUGAAACUUAUUGAUGAGCUUAUAGGUGAAUGCAAAGUAGAAGACAUGUCUCAUGAAUCAUGCAAAAGUUUAUUAUUAGAAAUCUUGAUACAAGAACUACUGAUGAGAAACCUACCCUUAAAUAGUGAGGUGAUUAUUAUGUAUAUAACUCAAUAUAAAGAAGAAUUCGUCACACUUUUGAAAAAGAGAUAUUUAGAAUUCACCACAGAGGAAGAAGAAGAACUAGAAGAACCAGCAAAAAAAGUUGCAGAUGAAUCGAUUGAUGAAGAUUUAAAAAGCCCGAGAGAGGAUACAAAUAUUCCAGAAUCAUUGGAAUUAGAAGAAAUAAGAAAGUUGAUAAAUCCCCAAACUCAAAAAAUAAUCGAUUCGUUGGAAGAAAAAAUUAAGUUAGGAGAUACAACAAAUGAAGAGUUUUGUGAAAUGCUUCUUCAAGCUGUGCAGAAAAUACGUAUUGAACACAAAAUAGAAUACAACGAGGAAUCAUUGAGAAACUGUUUAUCAAAUUAUGAAAUAGAAAUAAUAAAUAUAAUUACACAGCUAUAUCAGGACCGUGUUUCCCAAAUUGAAUCUAAAGAACUGCCAGAAACAGAAGUUGCGCAAGUGAUAUCUUAUGAAGAAAUAAAACGUUUAUCAACACCAGAAAUAACCAAAUUGAUUACUUCUAUGAAGAAUGAAAUUCAAAUAAAUAUUCCAGAGGAAGAAUUUCAGAACCUACUUUAUGAUACUUUAAUUGAGCUUAUGCAGAAAGAAUCUAUACUGAUAAACUCAAUGAAUAUUCUAAACUGCAUUAUUCGUUUCAAAAUUGAAAUAAUUAAUCUAAUUCUUAAUCGAUAUAACGUCAAAGAAUCGCUAGAAAUCAGUGCAACUGGAGAAGUGCCAAUUGACGAAAUAGUUGCUUCUUCUCCUGUUGAAGUAAUUGACUCUGAAAGUAUGGAAGAAAAAAUAUCGUCAUUUGAAAUUAAAGCAACGGAUAUAAAACUUAGAGAAAAAACUCCCAGUCCAGAAAAAGAAGUAUUAACAGAAGACGUUACCGAAAAAUUAAAAAAAGAGCUACCAUCAACAGCAGAAAAAGAAAAAAUUACUUCAAUUCAAAAAGUUGAAGAAACGAUUGAAGAAAUAACACCGAUUCCUUCUGCAUCAAGUGAAACCGAAAAACCUUUACAAGAGGAAACCGCAACAGAAAUACGAGAAAAAACCCCAACUACCGUAAGAGAAAUUAUUCUGAUUGAUGGUGAGAAAAACGUUGAAGAUGAUGUUUCUCUAAAAGAGCCUGACACAGAAGCAAAAAAAUAUGAAUCAAUUGACGAAGUGCUUUUAACAGACAAGAAAUUACAAACAAAAGAGACAAUUAAAAAAGAAUCACCAACAAAAGAAGAUACUGAAAAAACAUCACCAACAAAGGAGGAAGUUGAGAAAGAAUCACCAAUAAAAGAGGAUAUUAAAAAAGAGUCACUUACAAAAGAGGACAUCGAAAAAAUAUCACCUUCAAAAGUGGAAAUUGAAAUAGAAUUACAAACGACAGAGGAAAUGGAAGAAGAAUCACAAACAAAAGAAGAAAUUGUAAAAGCAUCACUCACAAAAGAAGACAGGAAAAAAGAAUCACCUACAAAAGAAGACAUUGAAAAAGAAUUACCAACAAUCGAGGACAUUAAAAAAGAUUUAUCAUCUAAACAAGACAUAGAAAAAGAAUCUCCUACGGAAGAAGACAUUAAAAAAGAAUCUCCGACAAAAGAAGACAUAGAAAAAGAAUCUCCAACAAAAAAGUACAUUGAAAAAGAACUAUUUCCAAAAGAAGACGUUGAAAAGGAAUCACCAAAAAUAGAGGUUGUUGAAAAAGAAUCACCAACAAUCGAGGACAUUAAAAAAGAACUACCAUCUAAACAAGACGACGAAAACGAAUCACCAACAAAAGAAGAAGCUGAAAAAGAAUUACCGACAAAAGAGGAUAUUAAAAAAGAAUCACUGACAAAAGAAGACCUAGAAAAGGUAUCUCCAACAAAAGAGGACAUUGAAAAAGAAUUACCAACAAAAGAGUACAUUGAAAAAGAAUCUCCAACAAAAGAGGACAUUGAAAAAGAAUUAUCAACAAAAGAGGAUGUUGAAAAAGAAUCACCGACGAAAGAAGACAUAGAAAAGGUAUCUCCAACCAAAGAAGACAUUGGAAAAGAAUUAUCAACAAAAGAGUACAUUGAAAAAGAAUCGCCAACAAAAGAGGUUGCUGAAAAAGAAUCACCAACAAUCGAGGACAUUAAAAAAGAAUUACCAUCUAAACAAGACGACGAAAAAGAAUUACCAACAAAAGAGGAAGCUGAAAAAGAAUUACAGACAAAAGAGGAUAUUAAAAAAGAAUCACCGACAAAAGAAGACAUAGGAAAGGUAUCUCCAACCAAAGAAGACAUUGGAAAAGAGUUACCAACACAAAAGUUUAUUGAAAAAGAAUCAUCAACAAAAGAGGUUGUUGAAAAAGAAUCACCAACAAAAGAGGUUGUUGAAAAAGAAUCACCAACAAAAGAGGUUGUUGAAAAAGAAUCACCAACAAAAGAGGUUGUUGAAAAAGAAUCACCAACAAAAGAGGUUGUUGAAAAAGAAUCACCAACAAAAGAGGUUGUUGAAAAAGAAUCACCAACAAAAGAGGUUGUUGAAAAAGAAUCACCAACAAAAGAGGUUGUUGAAAAAGAAUCACCAACAAAAGAGGUUGUUGAAAAAGAAUCACCAACAAAAGAGGUUGUUGAAAAAGAAUCACCAACAAAAGAGGUUGUUGAAAAAGAAUCACCAACAAAAGAGGUUGUUGAAAAAGAAUCACCAACAAAAGAGGUUGUUGAAAAAGAAUCACCAACAAAAGAGGUUGUUGAAAAAGAAUCACUAACAAUCCAGGACAUUAAAAAAGAAUUACCAUCUAAACAAGACGACGAAAAAGAAUCCCCAGCAAAAGUGGAAGCUGAAAAAGAAUUACAGACAAAAGAGGAUAUUAAAAAAGAAUCACCGACAAAAGAAGACAUAGAAAAGGUAUCUCCAACAAAAGAGAUUGUUGAAAAAGAAUCACCAACAAAAGAGGUUGUUAAAAAAGAAUCACCAACAAUCGAGGACAUUAAAAAACAAUUAUCAUCUAAACAAGAUGACGAAAAAGAAUCACCAACAAAAGAAGAAGCUGAAAAAGAAUUACCGACAAAAGAGGAUAUUAAAAAAGAAUCACUGACAAAAGAAGACCUAGAAAAGGUAUCUCCAACAAAAGAGGACAUUGAAAAAGAAUUACCAACAAAAGAGUACAUUGAAAAAGAAUCUCCAACAAAAGAGGACAUUGAAAAAGAAUUAUCAACAAAAGAGGAUGUUGAAAAAGAAUCACCGACGAAAGAAGACAUAGAAAAGGUAUCUCCAACCAAAGAAGACAUUGGAAAAGAAUUAUCAACAAAAGAGUACAUUGAAAAAGAAUCGCCAACAAAAGAGGUUGCUGAAAAAGAAUCACCAACAAUCGAGGACAUUAAAAAAGAAUUACCAUCUAAACAAGACGACGAAAAAGAAUUACCAACAAAAGAGGAAGCUGAAAAAGAAUUACAGACAAAAGAGGAUAUUAAAAAAGAAUCACCGACAAAAGAAGACAUAGGAAAGGUAUCUCCAACCAAAGAAGACAUUGGAAAAGAGUUACCAACACAAAAGUUUAUUGAAAAAGAAUCAUCAACAAAAGAGGUUGUUGAAAAAGAAUCACCAACAAAAGAGGUUAUUGAAAAAGAAUCACCAACAAAAGAAGUUGUUGAAAAAGAAUCACCAACAAAAGAGGUUGUUGAAAAAGAAUCACCAAGAAAAGAGGAUGUUGAAAAAGAAUCACUAACAAAAGAGGUUGCUGAAAAAGAAUCACCAACAAUUGAGGACAUUAAAAAAGAUUUACCAUCUAAACAAGAUGACGAAAAAAAAUCACCAACAAAAGAAGAAGCUGAAAAAGAAUUACCAACAAAAGAGGAUAUUAAAAAAGAAUCACCAACAAAAGAGGUUGUUGAAAAAGAAUCACCAACAAAAGAGGUUGUUGGAAAAAAAUCACCAACAAUCGAGGACAUUAAAAAAGAAUUACCAUCUAAACAAGAUGACGAAAAAGAAUCACCAACAAAAGAAGAAGCUGAAAAAGAAUUAUCGACAAAAGAGGAUAUUAAAAAAGAAUCACCGACAAAAGAAGACAUAGAAAAGGUAUCCCCGACAAAAGAGGUCAUUGAAAAAGAAUUGCCAACAAAAGAGGUCAUUGAAAAAAAAUCCCCAACAAAGGAAGACAAAGAAGAAGAAUCACCAACAAAAGAGGACAUUGAAAAAGAAUCACCUUCAAAACAGGUCACUGAAAAAAAAUCCCCAACAACAGAGCAUGCUGAAAAAGAAUUACGAACAAAAGAGGACAUUGAAAAAGAAUCACCUUCAAAAGAAGACAUACAAAAAGAAUCACCUACAGAAGAGGUCAUUGAAAAGAAGUUACCAACAAAAGAAGACCUAGAAGAAGAAUCACCAACAAAAGAGGACACCGAAAAAGAAUCACCUUCAAAACAGGUCACUGAAAAAAAAUCCCCAACAACAGAGCAUGUUGAAAAAGAAUUACGAACAAAAGAGGACAUUGAAAAAGGACCACCUUUAAAAGAAGAGAUAGAAGAAUCACCUACGGAAGAGGUCAUUGAAAAAAAAUCACCAACCAAAGAAAACCUAGAAGGAGAUUCACCAAGAAAAGAGGACAUUGAAAAAGAAUCACCUUCAAAACAGGUCACUGAAAAAAAAUCCCCAACAGCAGAGCAUGUUAAAAAAGAAUUAUCAAAAAAAGAGGAUACUGAAAAAGAAUCUCCUUCAAAAGAAGACAUACAAAAAGAAUCACCUACGGAAGAGGUGAUUGAAAAGAAGUUACCAACAAAAGACCUAGAAGAAGAAUCACCAACAAAAGAGGACAUCGAAAAAGAAUCAUCUUCAAAACAGGUCACUGAAAAAAAAUCCCCAGCAACAGAGCAUAUUGAAAAAGAAUUACCAACAAAAGAGAACAUUGAAAAAGGAUCACCUUCGAAAGAAGAGAUAGAAAAAGAAUUACCUACGGAAGAGGUCAUUGAAAGAAAAUCACCAACAAAAGAAGACCUAAAAGAAGAAUCACCAACAAAAGAGGACAUCGAAAAAGAGUCACCUACAAAAGAUCACAUUGAAAGAGAAACAACUGCAGUAGAGGGUGUUAAAAGAGAAUCAUUAACAAAAGAAUUACCAAAAAGAGAGGACAUUAAAAAAGAAUCUCCAACAAAAGAGGAUAUUAAAAGAGAAUCACCGACAAAAGAGGACACUGAAAAAGAAUUGCAAAAAGAAGACAGUGAAAAAGUACCACCUACAGAAGAAGACAUAAAAAAAGAAUCACCAUCGAAAGAGGACGUUGGAAGGGAAUCAACAGAAAAGCAAUUUUUAGAAAAAACAUUAUCUCCAAAAGAAAAAAUAAUUUCUACAGAAGAAGAGAUGGAAAAAGUUUUGAUAAAAACAACAUCUCCAUCACCUUCUAAAGAAACAGACGCAAAAGUAACGCUUACGGAAAGCAUUUUACCUGAAGGGUUGAAGGAAGAAUCGACCCUAGAACAAGCUAUAGAUAUUCAGGACACUGAUAUAAAGGAUGAUGGAGCAGAAAAACUUCUCAUGUCUGAUGAAAAAAAAUUACUUUCAGAAAUCACUAAACCAGAUACUAAAGAAGCAGUGAAAAGUCCAUCACCGACAAUAAGUGAAAGCGGCACAUUUAUACAAGAAAAAAAAGAACAAGUUAUGGAAAUGGCCAUAUUUGCAGAUCAUGAACUUGAGUUAUCAAAACCGAAAGCUGUUGUAAAAUCGCCUUUAUCAGAAGAAAAAGACAUUAUUCUUGAAGUGAGAGAAGAAGCAGCAGCAACCCCAAUGUUAUCAAAACCUUCGACUCCGAUUGAAAAAAUUGAUUCUGAAAAAAUUAAGGAAUCUGCUAUUUCUGAAACUGGGUCUGAACUUGAGACUGUUGAUAAAACAUUAACAGAGCUUUCUGAUAAAGAGGAAAAACCAUCAGAAAAGACAGCUGUUGAAGAUAUGAUAAAAAAGACCCCAUCUCUAAUAUUAUCUAAAGAAGUUGUCUCUGAUCAAAUUGAAGAUAAAACAGAACUCGACUCAAAGUCUUUGAUUCAAACACCCUCACCUCAAAAAGAGAAAGAAGAAAAAAUUAUUGUUGAUAAAAUUCAGAAAGCUGCGCCUUUUAUUUCAAGUGAAGAAAUUGUUCCUGAACUUGAAAAAAGUGUAAUAUCUCCCACUGCAAAAGAAACUGAAGAUUCAAAACCAGAAGAAAGAGCUAUUUCAGAAACUGGCGAUUCGACUUCGACAGAUAAAACGGAUGUCCAGAAAUCAGAAGAUGAACCUACUCCAACUGAAGGUGCAGUUUCAGGUCACGAAGUGGAAAUUAAAGAAAAAGAAGAAUUAUUAGUUUCAGAGGCUAUUAAAUCUCCGCUUGAAACUCCAGAAAAAGAAGUAUCGUCACCUAAAGUGAUCGCAAAAGAAAAAAUACCUUCACUUAUUGAAACAGAAGAACCAAAGGACGUAGUGGAAAAGGCUGCGGAGGAAGUGUCUCCAACUAGUGAUGCAACAACAAUUCAUAAACUAGAGAUUGAAAGUGCAAAAAAAAGUGAAUCUAUUCCCGAUAGUGCAGACGUUCAAACAACCGAUAAAACACCAGAAGAGAUAACAUUGUCCUCUAUUGAAACAAAAGAAUCAACUUCCAUACAAAAAGAUGUCGAAAUAAUUACAAAGGAACUAUCACUUACUAUAGAUACCGUAAAAAUUGAAAAACCAGAUGAUGAAAUUGAAAAAGAAAGUGAUUCCACUCCUGUUUCUAAAGACAUUGAGACAACCGAUAAAAUAUCGAAAGAGAAAACUCCAUCGCCGGCUGAAACAAAAGAAUCAAAGUUAGACGAUACAGAUCUUACCGAAAAGGGUACUGAGGAAGUGUCGCCAACAGCAGAUAUUACAACAAUUAAAACACCAGAGGUUGAUGGUGAAUCUACUCCUGUUCUUGAAGAGAUUGAAAAAAUUGGGGAAGUACAAGAACCAAAGUUAGUUCAAAAAGAUGUUACUGAAAUGGUUGCAGAAGAAGUAUCACCAUCUUUAGAUACUACAGUUAUUGAAGAAACAGAUAUUGAAAGUACGAGGGCAAGCGAAACUACAGUCGACUUUGGUGAUAUUGAGGCAACCGAUAAAACGUCAAAAGAAAAAACACCUUCUCCGGCUGAUAUGAAAAAACCAACGUUUGAACAAAAAGAUGUUCUAGAAAAGGUUACACAGAAAGUAUCACCAACUGCCGAUACUGAAGCAAUUGCAAAGCUGGAAGCUAUGGAAAGUGAAUCUAUCGCUGUCGAUGAAGACAUCGAAAUUAAAGAUAAAACACCAAAAGAAAAAACACCUUCACCAACUGAAACAAAAGAAGCAACAUCAAUGCAAACAGAUGUUAUUGAAACAGGUAUAAAGGAUGUAUCACCGACUAUGGAUACUUCAAAAAUUGAAAAACUAGAGAUUGAAAGUGUAAAGGAAAGUAAAUCUACUCUAGACACUGAGACAACCGAUGAAACACCGAAAGAAAAAUCUCCAUCAGAAACAAAAGAAUCAACAUCACUGCAAAAAGACGUUAUCGAAAAAAUUGCAGAUAAAGAAAUCGUGGCCGACGAAAAAGAUGAUGACGUGAAACUAGUUUUGCACGAUACGAAGACAGUUGAAAUAGAUUCCCGAGAAAAAACACCUUCACCUGAAAAGAUUGAAGUCGUUUUAAAAACGGAAGAUGAAAUAAGCAAAGAAGAAGCUAUUUUACUUGAAAAAUCUGAAUCUGAAAGGGGUGAAAUGGAAAAGAUUUUGACAGAUACGAAAACAUCAACACCAGUAGAAAAAGAAACCAAAGAUAUUGAAAAAUCACCACAAAAAGAAGAAGCAGCCUCACCAACGUCACUUGGGGAAACAACAAAAGAUGAUAAGGUGUCAGAGGAAGCACCUUCGCUAUCAAUCGAAAAAAGUUCCACGCCUUCAGAAAAAGUAGGCAUUGAAGAAAGGAAAGACACCGUUUCAUCCGAAAUAACUCAAGAACGUAUUUCACGUGAGACAACGGAUGAAAAAUCACCUUCAUCAACUCGUGACGAAUUGUCAAAAACAGUAGCAAAGGAUAUCUCUAAAUUAUCGGAGGAGAAAUCUCCGUCACCAAUUGAACCGAAUGUGCUAGAUAGCAAAGUUAGGUCUGAAGAAAGUGAAAAAAUAGUUUAUUCACCUAUUCAAUCAGAACUCAACUUAAAAGACCUUAAACAUUUGGAAAAAACUUCGCUACCAGACAAAGAUCAGCAGCAAGCUCCAAUAGAAGAUCAAAUUGUUGAGGAAUCUGUUAUAAAAACACCCUCUCCAACUUUCGAUGACAAAGUUGAGGAUAAAUGCAUUACUGAAAAGACGAUAUCACCAGCUUCUCCAAUAUCCCAAAAAUCUGAUGCUAUCGAAGAAGCCGUUUCUUUGAAAUCUAAAGAAGAAAUGUCUGAUGAGGAAAUCUUAGAAAAAGUGUCAUCGCCUGAGAAAUUUGAAGAAGCUGCUUCGAUACAGGAUGUAACAAAAGAAACAUCUAAAACUUCCAGUUUUUCUGAAGAUUUUUCGAUUGAAACAAAACCAUCCAUUAGUGAGACUGAAACAAAAGCAUCGUCCCUAAUAUUGACUACAGAACAAAAGAUUUGUAAAGAUGGUAUCACGGAAGAAAUAAAAGAGAGUUCUCCCUCUCCAGUUGUAGAAAAAAUCAUUUCAUUACAUGAAAUUAAAAUCGAAAGUGAUACAAAAGAAAAAUCUCCCAUCUCUCCAUCCAGUGAGAAAACUGAAAAGGAACUGAAAGACAAAACCCCAACACCUGAUCAUAUUGACAAAUCUGAACUAACCAAAGAAGAUACAGAUGACGAAAUUAAAGAAAAGUUAACUUUAACUUUAGAGAAAGAAGCUGAAGAGAAAAAGAAGGAAAAAACACCAUCUCCAAGCUUAACCACAACUGAAGAUGCAAAGAUUGAAACUUUAGAAAAAGAAGAAGAUAAACUUCAUUCACCCGAUAAAAGAAAAAUUGAUGAAAAAAUAUCUUCUCCAAUUCUUGAUAAAGAAGAUUCAGAUGCAACAAAGGUAGAGGAAGCACUUCCUUCAUCAAAAGAAGAAAUUAAAAUUAUAGAUAAAGACAUGUCUGAUAAAGAAAAAACACCAUCGCCAACUUUGGGCGAAAAGGCAGACUUAAGCCCAACGCAAAUUAUUGAAGAAGAAGACAAAUCUUCAGUAUCGCCUACGGAAACGCCAGCAGGAUCAGAAAAAAUAGAAAUUAAAGAAAUUGAGGAGAAAACACCUUCUCCAAUAGAACCAUCUGCAGCGAAAGAAAUUACUGAAGCUAUCUUAGAAAAAUCUGUUACUGAAAGUCUUACUGAAAAAGAACUAAUAUCUUCUGCUGCAAAAGAAGAAAUUUCAAAAACAGAAAAAGAAAUACGAGACAAAGUAGAGAUUGAAAAAACUAUCACAAUAAAAGAAUCAACUGAAGAAAGUAAAAUAAAAUCAUUUUCUCCAACUGAAGAAAUUAUAAAAUCUAAGGAAGAAAAAAGUGAAGAAGAACAAAAAAUAUUAAAAACACCCGAGGCCGAAUUCGAAAAAGAAAAACUUUCAGUAUCGAGUGAACAAUCAAUAAUCUCUGAUAAAGAGAAAACCCCUUCUCCUUCUGACGAGAUUAAAGCACCAAAAGAGGAAAAGUUCGCUGAAUUAAAAGAAAAAUCAUCCUCUCCUACCCUUGAAACAGCUACAGGUGAAACAGAAGAGAAAUCACCCACUUCAGAGGAAAGAGAUGCAGAAGAAAAAGAGAUUUUAAGUCAUACUGUUUCUAAAGAAGAAAUAACACAAAAAUCACCAACUCCGACCAAAGAAACCAAAACUAUUAGCAAAACAGAAGAGAUAGAAUCUCUUGUGCCUACCGUGAUAAAAGAAGCUGGCGCAACUGUUAAAGUUGACGAGAAAAUAAAAGAAAAACUGGUUUCUCCGAAAACUCCCGAGAAACCUACCUUGGCGGAAGAUGAAAGUGCUUCUGAAACAAAAGAUAAAGAACUUUUUCCAUCUUUAGAAACACCCAAAACGGUUGGAAAAACAGUUGAAACUGUAACAGAACAACUAUCGAUGACAUCAGAUAAAGAAACAAUUUCAUCGCCUAAAGAUAUUGUCAAGCAAAUUUCUAGUGAUGAAAGUGGUGACUCUAAGAAAAUUGAAAUUGAUUUGAAAACUCCCCAUUCUCCAAUUUUAACUGAAGAAAUAAGUGUAGAGGGAAAAGUACUACCUGUAGCAGAGGAAAAAUCUCCGUCAUCAGAUUUAAAGAAACUGCCUCCGGAUUCAGAGAAAGAUGUCGUCAUGCUUUCAGAAGAAAUGAUCGCUCCAAAAGAACUGAAAGAGGAUGCAUUAAAAGAAAAAGCACCAUCUCCCACUUCCGAAUCGGAAGCAGUUAUAGAAGAAAAAGAAACGUUGUCUCCAGUUAGCAAGAAAGCAUCGUUAUCUGAUGAGGAUGAAUAUAUUCAUAAAACUGAAUCAUCUUUAACAGAAGGACAAGAAGAAAUUUCAACAAAAGAUGUCAAAAUUGUGACUGAGAAAACUAUUUCCACAUUUUCAACUGAAGAAAAAUCAGUUCCCAAAAAACCAGACAUUUUAAUUACACAGAAAGAAAAAUCCGCUGAUCAAACAAAAACUGAUUCUCCAGCAUUAGAUGAUCAUAAAACAGAAGAAACUACAACUUCAAAAAUUAUCGAAGUAGAAAUAAGUACAACAGCAGAACAAGAUGUAAGGUUUCAAGAAACUCUAAUUACUGGUCGAAAAGAGGAUGAAAAAAUGACAUCUCCUGAAAAAGUCGAACAUACUAUCUCGCCUUUACAGAAGGAUGAAAAGCUAUUGCCUUCAAUAGAUUCGAAAGAAAAUGUUCCCAUAACAACAAUGAAAGAAAAAGAUCUAACACAAGAUAUAAAAAGCAAAUCCCCAGAGGAAAGAGAAACGAUGGAUGAAUUUAAAUCCCCAGCUACUGAAAAAGAUAUUGACGAAGAGGAUAUUUCAGUUGAGGAAUCAAAGGAAGAAGCUGUUUGCCUUGAUAAAGAAGGUGAACAAACUUCUCCAGCGAAACAUCAUGUACCCAAAGAACUUGAGAAACUUUCAUCACCUUUAGAUAAUAAAUUGCAAACAGUUACUGUUAGAGAAUCAUCUGAUGAUAGUUCGAAGGUGAUUACUGAAAUGAGCUUAGAAAUGUUCCAACAAUCAUGCUUAGGAGAAGUUAAAACGCAAAUUAAAGAUUUUGCUUGUAUUCUUGAAAGGUUAGGAGAAGCGACAGGUAUUUCAAGCAAUGAUUGUGAAACAAUUAUGCAAGAGAUAGUUUUUGAAGAAUUAAAACGAAAAGGAUGGGUUAUAAGCAUCGUUAAUAUAAUACGAUAUAUAAUUGAAUAUAAAACAGAAAUUAUCAGAAUUUUGACUUUAAGAAUUACUGAGAUAAGAUCAAAAGUUUUGGGCGAAAAAACUACUAAAGAUAUUAUUGAACAAAAAGCAGCCAUACUUUUAAAAAGUAUAGUGGAAGCCGAAGAUGAUGAAAUUUCCCCAAUAGCUGAAAGUGUAAUGGGAGACGACGUAGAUAUUCCUGAUACAGAUACUUACGAAACUAAUUUAGUGGAACAGUUUUCCUCCCAAUCUAAAGCUGAAGAUGUAUCAGUGGGUGAAACAGUAAUAUCAAAAACAGUUACAGAAAUAUCGACGCGUAAGAUAGUAUAUGAGAAACCUGAAGCAGAACAAGUGUUUAGGCAUAUUUUUGCCGAAACAGUUGUUGAUGAUGAUGUUGAAGUUCUUCAGGAUGAAGAAGUGAGCAGAGAUGAAAUAGUUACCUCCCUCUCCACAGAGAAACUGGAUGAUGCAGAAGGAGAUAAACUAAAAUCUGAUGACAUGGAAACAUCAGAAUCUCCGAGACAGAAAUUGAUGUACAUUGAAAUAGAAGUUGAAGAAUCAGUAACGACAACAACAGAUGCAUCAGCUGAUACAGAUGCUCCCGAAAUACCAUUCGAUGGGAAGUACAAAGAAAGCACCGAAGUGAAAGAUGAAGAUGCAACAGCUAAGCUGGGUUUGGAAAAACCCGCAGAAGAAUUAAGUACAGGGGGAACUGAUGAUGAGUUUAUCAGUGCUAAAACUUCAAUUACUGAUAAAGUUGAAAAACAAAUGUUAACUUGUAAGGAAGUAGAUUUGGAAGAAUCAGCCACAUCAUCAGCCAGUAUGUCUGGGAGUUAUGAACUAAUAGCAAAAGAUGCGAAUGAAUCUGAAUUAAAAGAGCUAGAUGAAUUCGAAGAAAAGCCAUCAGAAAUAGAUGCAGAAGGUACGAAACAGAAAGCAGAAAAAAUAUUGGAAGAGCCCAAUCUGGAGCAAAUGACACCUAUUUCGGAUAUCAGAAUAUCUUCUACUGCGAAGGACGAGAAAUCAACACAAAGAGAAAUUUCGGAAACGGUCUUAUCUGCACCAGACCAAGAAUUUAAAGAUGACGAGCCCACACAAUCAAAAACAAUUGCACUGGAUGAAACAUAUACACCAAAAGAUGGUGAAACAGCUUUGACUACAAAAGAAACAGUUGUAAGUGCAGAUGGGAGAACUAUUACUACCACAACUGUCACUAAAAUUACGAAAUCAGAAGAAAUAACUGACAGCCCUUCUGUAACAAAAUUGAUUUCGGAGGCUGUUGAUGGAUCAAAAAUUACUAAAACUAUUACAACAACUGCCGUCAAAAAAGAAGUUCAGUCCUCAGAAGAAAUUCAGGAUGCUGGUAUAAUUGAAGGAGAAACUCCUGUUCCAAAAGAUUCAAUUAUUAUUAAAGAAACUGUCACUACCACUUCUAGUGUAACAGAACAUCCAGUCUCCAGUGACACAGUAAUCUCUGAAGAUACAAGAAAAGAGAUUGAACUAGACGGUCAGGUUCUUACUCAUAUUUCAGAUACCAUGACUCACGCAGCAGACACCAUCGAUAAAGAAAAGAUUUCUGAUGACGAAAGUGACUUUAAAAUAAAACAUACUAUUUCAACAGAGACCAUGAAAAAGACCGAAGACCAAGUCCAUGAGAUCGAUAUCAGAACCACUGUUCCAUCGAAAGACAAAAGUCAAGUAAAAGAAAUCACCAGCAGUAAAGAAGAAAGUUCAGAUAUGUUUAAAACUGCAUUAGCAUCAGAUAUAGAAAAAAGAAAGUCCACCGAACUCGAACAAACAGGUGAUGAACUUCGGCAACCAACUAGUGAUGAAGGUUUUGAAAAAGAAGAAAAAAUCAUGGAGAGUCAAACGACAACAAUGCAGCAAACUUCGACUUCUGGUGAUAGCUCAAUUACAACCAAAACAAUUACAACUUACAAAACGGAACAAAUGAAAACUUUAGAAGAUGAAAAAUUAUCAUUCACAACAGAUGAAAGUGGUGACAUAAAAGUAAAAACAGAUAAAGAUAUUUCCUCCAUUGCUAAAGAUGAAUCAAUGGUAUCAAUAACUAGUACUUCAAAAAUCGAUUUCGAUGACAGUUGCAAAAAAUCCCAACAAAGUGUCAUAACUCGUGUCACCGAAUUUAUUUCAUCUGAUGCAAUAGAAAGUGAAAAAAUCGAUAUUGAUGAAGAAAUAAUAGCACAUGAUGAAAGUUUAAGUUCUAAAGAAGCAGUUACUGUCAUUGGCCACAUACAGAUAGAAGAAGAAACAAGUGGAAAAACAUCACCAAUAACAGAGAGACCAUCAGAUCAAGAGACAAUUGUUGAAAGUGCUACAACUUACAUUUCAAAAGAAAUUCUACAUGCAGAUGAAGUUGAUAUCGGUACUAAAAAGGAAACCGGUGACCUACCAAAGACAUUAAUAUAUGAAAGUUCCUAUUCAAUGACCGAAUCACCGAAAUCUUCUGCUCUUGAAUCAAAGAGUCCCACUGUUAUUGAGGAAAAAAUAGAAAUCUUACCAAAAGUAGAGAAGAUAGAGAAAAGUGCCGCAUAUGUUAGUGAUUCAGCUGUUGAAAGUGAUGAUGCAUCUUUAGUAUCUAAAAGAGUUACAGCCACUUAUAUAACGAAAGAAAUAUUGGCAGAUGAAGAAGAUGACGGAGAUGAUAAAGGGGCAAAGAUACAAGAAGCUCUCGGAAUAGAGAAACUGAAAGACGAUUCUUCCUCUGUUGUAAGUGAAAUUAGGGCUACGGAAAGUGAAGAUGGACAAGUUAUUAAAACUGUUAUUACCUCCAGCGUGACAAAAGAACACUCACCAGAUGAGACUUUAGAACAGAAAGAAAUACAAAAACCCAAAUUUAGUGAUUCAAUAAUAAUAGAAAAAGGCCACAUAGAGACGAGUGAAUCAGAUGAGCAAGAAAAAACAUUAACAACCGUUACCGAAACGUUUGGAGAAAGUGGAGAACAUAUAGUCACCCAAUCUGUUGUAAAAAGCUAUGUUUCGAAAAAAACACCGUCACCAGUUGAACCUGAAGCUGACGCUUCAACAGAUCAAACAGAGUUAAGUCAAACCUCAUCAAAAACAACAGAAAAAAGUGCCUCGGUUACGUCUACGCAAAUUGCUGAAGACGGAGGAACCAUAGUAUCUAAAAUUGUUACGAUUACUUCUGAAGCAAAAGAACUAUUUUUUACGGACUCUAGUGAUACAGAAAUAGAUAGAGAUGCUGAGUGUAUUAAAUCAGAGGAGAUUGAAAAAGUAAGUGAUCAAUCGGCUAGUAAAGAUAUAACUAUAGAUGGAACAUCGGAAAUGGAAGCAAUUAGUUCAACUUCCGUAGUGGAAAAACAGCCAAAAGAUGAAACAAUUACAUCUUGUAUAGUUGAUGGUACAUCUUCAGAAGAGUUUGGAGACGAAAGUAGGAAGAUCAUAACGAAAACGAUAACAUCAAAAUCUGACGAUGGUUCGACAACAACAGUUAUUACUUCUAGUUAUACAAUAAGCGAUUCCCCUCAAGAAAAAACUAGCAUAGGCAGAAAAUCCAGUCACAAAAGUGAAGAAUUAAAAGAUAUUGAAAAAUUAGUCGAAAAAACUGUUUCAGAAACUACAACCAUAAAAUCAGCUGAAAGUGAUGUCUUAAAAGAAAAAAGAGAGGAUAUAAAAACUGUCACAACAUUAGUGAGAGAUGAGGAAGAUGAUUCAACAAAAAUAGCAGUUACGAAAAGCACUGUUACUUCAAAAAUAGAAACAUCACAUGAACCCUCUGAAAGCGAUAGGACUGAAACAGAGAGUUCAUAUGGAGAUAUUAAAACGAAAGUAAUUUCAGAAAGCAUUUCUUACAGCAAAGAAGCAUCUAAAGAUAUUUCGCCGUCAGAAGUAGACAGCGGGAUAAGUGAUGCAUCAGUGACUACUAAAACAACUGAAGAAGUUAAAACAAUUUCUUCAACACACAUUGUUGGAACCAAAGAUACGCCAGGGAAAGAAGAAUCAGCAAAAUAUGCUCCAACAACAAAAACUACUGCUGAAGCAAAAUCAACUUCUACAGCUGAAUCCUCAGAAACCAUUUCUUCUUCAACUUUGAAAUCUGAAUCAGAUGGUAUAACACGAAUCAAAGCGAAAUCUUCAUCGUUAAAAGAAGAAUCAGGAGAAAUUUUAUCGAAAACAAUCUCUAGUGUUUCCAGUUCAGCGUACACUGAAUCAACGUCAGGUGAAGAAACAGAAUCUCGUACUCAUACUAAAGCUAGCACUGUAGAAAUCAUUUCCCCCUCCUCAUCAUCCAUUACAUUACUUCAACAAACAAAAAGUAGCUCUGAAACAACAAGUAAACAACAAAGUGAUUCGGAGUCCAUAUGCUCUGAAACAAUUUGUGAAACUACUGAGUAUCGAACAAUAUCAGAUGCAUCUGGAGAAAGUGAAGUUCUAAAAACCACCAUUCAAGAAAAAGGAGACUCUAUUAAAUCAGAAAUGAAAUUAAUAUCUGAAGAAAGUGUAGAACGUGAAAGCAUGGAGAGUUCUAAGUUAACAACAGGAGCGAAGGACAAAACAUCUAAAGAAAGCAUAAGCUAUGAGCAUCAAAUCAGCGAAGAAUCAGAACAGAAAUCAUUUACAGAAGACACUAUUGUUAAAAAUGUAACUACCAUGCAAAGUUCAGAUGGAAAAUAUGAAAAGUCAGCAGAAACAGAAUCACAGAAGAGCUCAGAAGAAACAAAUAUAAAAUCAUUUUCAUCCAAAAUUAAGGAAGAAAAAAGUGAAACAGUUGAAGGGAUUAGUAAAACAAAGUCAUCAAUUGUAAGCACAUCUGAAACAACAGAAUCGCAAAGAGUCGUAGAAGACUCCAAAGAUACAUUCACAGAAGUCAGAACGUCCAAAAUUAUAACAGCAAUACCAGAAUCGGUAAAGCAUUUUAUACCUUCUCAUACAAGAUCGCCAUCAGACGGAGAGUCAUCUGAUGAUUCUCCUAAAAAACGAUCUAAGAGAGUAGUAAAGAAAGUUAUUGUUUUCCAAACUGAUUCAGAUUCAUCUAUUGAAGAAGUUUUAAAAGAAGAAAAAAUAAGAGAGACUAUAAUGAAAGCUGGGGGUAAGGAUACCAGCGCUGUAACAAAAAUCAUAUCAUCGGGUUCAACGGAGAACUUAGACGGCUUUAGCGCACAAGAAAAUGUUAUAAGAAUUAAAUCCCCCAUCGAACCAAGCCAAAGUAGGGAAAGUAAUAUCGCAGAAGAAAUCUCUUCUAGAAGUGAAACUUUCAGUGAAGAACUAGAACAUGUUGCUUUUGAUCCUUUUUCUUUAAUUACGAAGCCAAUUGAAGAAACAUUCCGGAAGAAAUUCCAAGAACAACAAACAUCAAGUGUCAUUCAAAGUACCAGCAUGACUGCACCUACUCAAGAUAGAAAGGAAUCCACUCACACUAGUUUUAUUGACCCCAAAGUAGCAACUGAUGCUAAGAAACUUUUAAUAAGUUCGAUUCAAUCUUCAACUGAAACUCAUCAGCCUACGUCAUCCGAAGAACCUGAAGCUUCAAGCUCUUCUUCAGCAGAUAGACCAGCUAGUGAAUCAAGAUCAGAACGUACAGAAAGUGACGAUCCGAAUAAUCAAAAAUCAUUCAGUUUAGACGAAUGGGAUAAACCAAUGGGAUUGCCUUCGCCUCCAGAGCCAAUGGGAUUUACAUCUUUGACUAAACAAAACACAACACGUACAACGAAACCGGAAGGUGAAUAUAAAUCUCAGGACGCAGUAGAGGAAGUAGUUAAUUAUCAAAAUAAUCAACAAAUGUUUAACAAUAGUGAAGAUACAACACCAAAUAAGGAAAUCGAUACAACACCAGAAAAAGAAUCGCACACCUCUCACAAAACGGAUGAAAAAAAUAUAGAACCUAUCUAUUUGGACCUAACUUAUGUUCCUCAUUUUGGCGAUCCCCAUUACAGUAACGUAGAAUUUUUCAGGCGAAUCAGAUCUCGGUAUUAUGUUUUCAGUGGUACAAAACCCAGUAAAGAAGUGUUCAAUGCUCUUUUGGAAGCUAAACAAGACUGGAAAGAUAAAGAUGCUAAGGUAACAAUCAUUCCUACCUAUGAAACAGACACUUUAGGCUACUGGAUGGCUGUUAAUCAAGAAGCUUUGAUAGCAAACAAUAUUGACGUGGCGCCAUCUGCCAGUAGAUGCACAAUCAAUCUGCAAGACCACGAAACCAGCUGUUCUGCAUAUAGAUUGGAACUGUAAAAAAAAUGUUAAAUGACUGACUCUCUUAAUCUUGAAAAAGUACUUAAUUUGCAGUGCAGGAUACUGCAAAAUCAAUUCCUUUUUGAGAAGCUGUACGAAGAAAGGCGAAAGCCGGGGACUAGAAUAACAAAUUUGCUUUGACUCUCAUUAAAGUAAAAUUCAUCCUAGGGGGCUUUCAAUUUAGCGCUUAUACUUUCAUAUAAUGGAAUAAGGCCUCGAAGGCAGAUCCAGAAAAAUAAUGUGAGAUAACUGACCCUUAGUGCCUAAAGCUGACGUGAUAUGAAGGAAUGGACAAGUAAAAAAUUAAAGAGAAAAAAAAACUUAUAUUCCAUAUUUAUUUAAAAUGUUCUGCGUUCAGAACUGUCAUAUGAGCUCAGGGGAAAAGGGGCUUAGUAUUUAGUUUUACAGAUACAACAUAUUAUUUACUUCUUAUUUCAAAACAAAUACGUCUAAAUCUUUUGAUACUAUAGAUGUUUAUAUAGAUCCAAAAAAAAGUAAAAUUUAAAACUAACAUCGAUUUAAAAAUCUACAUUUUAGGCUAUGGAAUCGUUGUUAACGAAAUUCGAGAAGUAAAUAAUAUUCGUUGGUUGUGAUAAUAUGUUCAUAAUUCUCAAGAAAUAACUAAGCCACUUUGGGGUAAUAAAUCUGUGCCAAGAGUGCAGAGAAAUGUUAUACAAGAAAACAUGAGUAAAGGUUGUUAGUUUAUCCUAGACGCUGAGAUACUAUAUAUAUAUUUUUCUUUGCCUAGUUCUAAACUACGAAAUUAAUAUAUAAAUUGUUUGGGCUUACCAUUGAACUAUUCCUUUUCGUCCACUUUACGUAUACUUCCGAUUAUUCCACGAAUGUUCCAGUUGUGAUUUAAGAUGGAAUGAUGAGAACAAACUGUAUUGUGAAUCUGUGGUGCUUCUAAAAAAAAGGUUCAGUUAAGUUUUUCAACGUUUGAUAAUGUUUAAAGAAAUUCCUAACAAAGAAUAUAUUUUCAGUUGGAUUUUCAAAACAACGUUACUUUCAUUACGAGAAAAUAUAUUAUAAUUUCAUUUGGUUAGAAAACGUACAAUGGUUUUGUUUUGAUUUAUACUUGAAAACAUAAUUUAACUGCCAUAUUUUUUUUUCUCGUAGAAGCAGCUUAUUAUGAAUCAAAACAAUCUGUGAUGUUUUCGUAUAGUGUACAAAAAUGUGUUUUGUGGCAACAAAGUGAUUAUGUUUAAAUUGGAAAAUUCAUUUCUUUUCAAGGAUGUUGACCCUGUUUUAAUUGAACAAAAACAAAUCUGAUUAAUGUUUUUGUAUUUGA
Molecule: messenger RNA, 26035 nt
Organism: Parasteatoda tepidariorum (common house spider)
Lineage: Eukaryota; Metazoa; Arthropoda; Arachnida; Araneae; Theridiidae
Source: RefSeq, a predicted model, not a curated record